ACGCCAUUCAAAAUGCCAGACGACGCCGACAGCUCAUCGAGUUAGAACGGACCACAAGCAGCUGGUUCUCCGGCCCCUCUUCAAGUUCAAAGACCCAAAGACCCAGCGCAUACAAGCGGCUCCACUGUUUGCGAACCAACGAAUCCGGCCAAACGUCGCACGCUAGGCAUUAGACCUAUGGUGAUGCCCAUUAAUCAUUUCAAGCCUCCUCAAACGACUUUUGCCUUCACACGCCCAUCAUUGAGACCACCGCCCAUCCGACAAGAACCUGCCGAACAUGCAUCGGACGACGCUCGUACGUCGCCGGGCCCUUCAUCGCCGAACACCGUCGAGCCGUCGAGAGGUCCGCGCAAACUGGGUGCCGGCUUGCAGCGCGCACGCGUCGGAUUAGCAAAAGGAAACAUCAGCAAGGGUCAAGCGACGCAGGCAAAGCUCUGUUUCAUCCCCCCGCAGGACAAGCAUCAGAUGGUCCAGGACGAAAGCAGUGUAGAUCCGAAAGUCACCGGAGUUCCGUUUGACGACUAUUCGGAGAGUAUUCAGAGCGACGAAGAGUGGCUCGAAACCAUGCAAAACGUCGAGGACGUCUUAUCCUCGAGCAGAAGCCCGCCUGUCUGCUCUGAGCCACGUGCAACCUCAGCCUCGGCUAUAUCGACGUCCUCACUUCAUGAGCUAGGUUCGACUGGGAAUCGCCGAUUUCCCGCGGCAGGCGUCGCGAAGUCAAACGUCGGGACACCAAAGCAACAUUUCGGCUCGGUGCCGCCCUUGGGUACACCUCACCUCCCAGCAGACCAUGAAGCUCAUGGCGAUGCUGCGCAGUAUCGAGCUGCAGUAUUUGAGGUGCGCGAGCCCUCGAACCCGCGAUACACUGCUGAGGAACGGGCAAGACAUGGCUUUGAGCUGGCAGCCGCUAGCGGCUUCAAAGUUUACGAAGACCCUGUCCAGUAUCCGCCGGCUCCUUGGAGCUCUGUAGAGUCGCCGCCCCGUCAAGACGACAAUUUGUACAUGCGCCCCGGACAAUUCUAUCCGUCCAUGGCACGACCAUUGCCUCUGCCGAACAGUCCUACCUCGCAACACGGUUGGAGUUCUGCACACGAUCUUUCGUCACAAGGAGACCGUCUUCGUGCGCUGCUUGCGCACCAAGAGACGGUGUCCCACUCCUUAUAUCCUGACCACUUGACCCACGGCGAGCCUAACAGCAGCUCCUAUUCUACCCAAGAUGCUGACAUUGUUGAACAUCAACCUAUCUAUGACGCUACUGAGGACGAUGGCUGGUCUGAUACAAAUCCCGGCCAGGAUGUUGUACACGGAGGUCGCGUUUCUCGCCUGACUAUCGAAGCUGGCACGGGGUGGAACCAGGCUUCGCGCUCUUCACGGGUACAGCCGCGCACUGACGCUACGAAAAGCUACGGUAGUCCUGCAGACAGUGCUCUGGCAUUGCUGUCCUCUCCGAAUCGUGAGUAGCUCCCUCAAAGUUGAUUCCGGCGCGAGCUCCACCGAUGACACAGAUCUUCUUACGCGCAGAUCGCCGUGGUAGACGGACCUUGCCUAUGCGUCGAGAACGCGCUUCGCCAAAGCUAUCCGGUGCCAGCGCUACUCGAAGCGACCAUCGUC
Ceraceosorus guamensis is the source of this 1611-nucleotide messenger RNA. RefSeq lists its product as hypothetical. NCBI's taxonomy places the organism in Eukaryota, Fungi, Basidiomycota, Exobasidiomycetes, Ceraceosorales, Ceraceosoraceae. The record is from RefSeq and is a predicted model, not a curated record. Bases 178 to 1461 code for a protein of 427 amino acids. The transcript has a single exon.